UGACGCUCCCCUUCUGAUUGAAGAAUGGUCGUGUUAAGGCAGUUUGGGUUGCUUCUCUGGAAGAACUACAUUUUGCAGAAGCGACAGAUUUUGGUAACGGUCAUAGAAAUCUGCUUGCCAUUGCUAUUUGCUGCAAUCCUCAUUGCGCUCCGCCACCGAGUGCAUUCGAUCAGUCACCCCAAUGCCACCAUCUACCCCAGCCAGUCAGUGGAUGAGCUGCCAUGGUUUUUCCAUCACCGGAAGCUCAACCCCUGGGAGCUGGCUUAUGUCCCCUCCAAUGUCACUGCUGUGAAGAGCAUCGCGGAGGCGGUGGAAAAGGCGUUGCGCAUCAAUAUCAAAGCUCAAGGGUUCCCCUCGGAGAAGGAGUUUGAGGACUAUGUGAAGUUUGAUAACCGCUCGGGUAACGUGCUGGCCGCCCUCGUUUUCAAACACUGCUUCAAUCAGAGCAAGGACCCCUUGCCGCUGCAGGUUAAUUAUCAGCUGCGCUUCAAAUACAGCCCUAGGAAUGCCCCCCGGAGCGAGCAGACAGGCCUGAACCCCAACCUCGACCGUGACUGGCACACCAGCUACCUGUUCCCACUUUUCCAGUUACCGGGCCCCAGAGAAGUCAAGUUCCCUGAUGGAGGGACGCCAGGUUACAUCCGGGAAGGGUUCCUGGCUGUGCAGCAUGCCGUUGACAGAGCCAUCAUUCAAUACCAUGCCAACGCCUCUGCCACCCGCCUGCUGGAGGGGUUCACCGUGGCCGUCCGGCGCUUCCCCUACCCACCAUACGUCAACGACCUCUUCCUCCUGGCCAUCCAGAACCAGCUGCCCCUGCUGCUCAUGCUGAGCUUCACCUACACCUCGCUCAACAUCGUCCGCGCCGUUGUGCAUGAGAAGGAGAAAAAGUUGAAGGAGUACAUGCGCAUGAUGGGCCUCAGUAACUGGCUGCAUUGGAGCGCCUGGUUCCUCAUGUUCUUCCUCUUCCUCCUGGUGUCCAUCUUCUUCGUCACGGUGCUCUUCUGUGUCAAGGUAAGCCAGCAGGGGGCGGUACUCACCAACAGUGACCCAACCCUGGUGUUCACCUUCCUGGCUGUCUUCUCCAUCUCCUCCAUCUCCUUCAGCUUCAUGGUCAGCACCUUCUUCUCCAGAGCAAAUGUGGCAGCUGCCGCUGGGGGUUUCCUUUACUUUUUCUCCUACAUCCCCUACUUCUUUAUCUCGCCUCGCUACGACCUGAUGUCCCACAGUCAGAAACUGUCAUCCUGCCUCAUCUCCAAUGUUGCCAUGGCCAUGGGGGCACAGCUGAUAGGCAUGUUUGAAGGAAAAGGGACCGGCGUUCAGUGGCAGGACCUCAUGAAGCCAGUCAGCGUGGAUGAUAACUUCACCUUUGCACAGGUGCUGGGGAUGCUGCUGUUGGACUCUGUCCUCUAUGGCCUGGUGGCCUGGUACGUGGAGGCCGUCUUCCCAGGGGAGUAUGGCGUGCCACAGCCGUGGUACUUCUUCUUGACGCCCUCAUACUGGUGCGGGACUCCCAGAACCGUCCUGGGGAAAGAGAAGGAGGAAGAGGAGGACCCGGAGAAGGCCCUGAAAAGCCAGUACAUUGAGGAAGAGCCUGCCGAUCUGGUGUCAGGGAUCAAAAUAAAGCACCUCUCCAAGGUGUUCAAAGUGGGGAGCAAGACCAAGGAGGCAGUAAGGGACUUGACCCUGAACAUGUAUGAGGGGCAGAUCACUGUCCUUCUGGGACACAACGGUGCCGGGAAGACAACCACCCUGUCCAUGCUCACAGGUCUGUAUCCUCCCACGAGUGGCCAGGCUUACAUCAGCGGCUACGAGAUCUCCCGGGACAUGGUUCUGAUCCGAAGGAGUCUGGGUCUUUGUCCCCAGCACGACGUUCUGUUUGACAACAUGACAGUGGCGGAGCACCUGUACUUCUACUCUGGGCUGAAGGGCUACCCCUCGCUGAAGUGCCCGGAGGAGAUUGACCGCAUUGUGAGGCUGCUGAACCUGGAGGAGAAGCGCUGCUCUCUGUCGAAGGCGCUGUCCGGGGGCAUGAAACGCAAGCUGUCCAUCGGCAUCGCGCUCAUCGGGGACUCCAAGGUGGUGAUGCUGGAUGAGCCGACGUCAGGAAUGGACCCAGCCUCCCGCAGGGCCACCUGGGACCUCCUCCAGCACCAGAGGAGCAGCCGUACCAUCCUGCUGACCACCCACUUCAUGGAUGAGGCAGACCUGCUUGGAGACCGCAUCGCUAUCAUGGCCCAGGGCGAGCUGCAGUGCUGUGGGUCCUCGCUCUUCCUCAAGCACAAAUAUGGUGCCGGCUACCACAUGGUGAUGGUGAAGGAGCCAUACUGUAACCUCGGAGAGAUCUCCCGCCUCAUUUGUCAGUACGUGCCCAAUGCCAGCCUGGAGAGCAAUGCCGGGGCCGAGCUGUCAUUCAUUCUGCCCACAGAGAGCACACACAGGUUUGAGGCGCUGUUCACGGAGCUGGAGCAGAAACGGGAGGAGCUGGGGAUUGCUAGCUAUGGUGCCUCUGUCACCACUAUGGAGGAGGUCUUCCUCAGGGUUGGCAAGCUGGUGGACUCCAGCAUGGAUAUCCAAGCCAUCCAACUCCCUGCCCUGCAGUACCAGCAUGAGAGGCGGUCCAACGACUGGGCCAUGGAUGACUCCAGCAGCCUGAGUGGAAUGACUGACAUGACUGAUGAUAGUGGGGCUCUGAUCACGGAGGAUUGCUCCAGUAUCAAACUGAACACGGGGUUCUACCUAUGCUGCCAGCAGUUCUAUGCCAUGUUCAUGAAGAGGGCAGUGUACAGCUGGCGCAACUGGAAGAUGGUGGCAGCGCAGUUCCUGGUGCCUCUGAUUUUUACAGCCCUUGCUCUGGUUGUUGCCAAGACCUUCCCCGGGCCGAGAGAUUCCGCGCUGCUCAGGCUGACGCUGGACCCGUAUGGCAAGACUGUCGUGCCUUUCUCUGUCUCCGAGGCAUCCAGGAUCUCCCAGAGGCUGGCAGAACAGUAUGCAGUGCUGCUGGAUGCUCAGGGCCAAGUGCCCCUGGAGGUGCUAGGUGACCUGGAUGAGUACCUGAUCUCCCGAGCGGCGGAGGAGGGCGGAACUUUCAACGAACGCUACAUCGCAGCUGCUUCCUUCGAAGAGGUCAAAAACCGCACGGUGGUCACGGCACUGUUCAACAACCAGGCGUAUCAUGCCUCCGCCACUGCACUGAUGCUGGCAGACAACGCCCUGUUCCGGCUGCUGGCUGGACCCAAUGCUUCCAUCACUGUCACCAACUAUCCCCAGCCCCGGAACAUCACAGAGACAGCGAAGGACCAGCUCAUGGAAGGCCAGACUGGGUUCGCCAUUGCUAUCAACUUGCUCUAUGGGAUGGCUUCCUUGUCCAGCACCUUCGCGCUCCUGCUGGUCAGCGAGAGAGCCAUCAAGGCCAAGCACGUGCAGUUUGUCAGCGGGGUUUACGUGGCCAAUUUUUGGCUCUCAGCCCUGCUUUGGGACCUCAUCAACUUCCUCAUUCCCUGUGCGCUGAUGCUGGUGAUAUUCCAAGCCUUCGACGUGAAAGCUUUCACCCAGGACAGCCACCUCGUCGAUGUGAUGCUGAUCUUCCUGCUCUACGGCUGGGCCAUCAUCCCCCUCAUGUACCUGCUCAGCUUCUUCUUUUCAGUGGCAGCUACGGCCUACACGCGCCUCACCAUCUUCAACAUCUUCUCGGGCACAGCCACCUUCCUCGCAGUCACGAUCAUGAGCAUUCCAGAGCUGGGCCUCGUGGACCUGUCCAGAACCCUGGAUAAAAUCUUCUUGAUUUUGCCCAACUACUGCUUGGGCCAGUGCAUCAGUGACUUCUACCAGAACUAUGAGUUCAUUCAGUUUUGCACCUCUUCCGUCGAAGCCAUCAUUAUCUGCAAAGCGUUCAAUAUCAGUUACCAGAUGAAUUACUUCUCAUGGGAGACUCCAGGGAUCGGGCAAUAUCUGACCUCCAUGAGUGUCCAGGGCACCGCCUUCCUCCUUCUUCUCUUCCUCAUUGAAACUAACCUCCUCUGGAGACUGAGGACCUUAGUCUGCGGCAUCUGUAGGAGGCGGAAAUGGGCAAUGCUGCUGAACAGGAUGCCCGUGCUGCCGGAAGACCGGGACGUGGCAGAUGAGAGGAAGAAAGUUUUGGAGUCCCCGCCAGAGCUGCUGUCAUCGCUGAGCAGCCCGCUGGUCAUCAAAGAGCUCACUAAGGUGUAUAACAGCAGUGAGUCCCUGCUAGCUGUGGACAGAAUCUCCCUGGCGGUCAACAAAGGGGAGUGCUUCGGCCUGCUGGGCUUCAAUGGAGCCGGCAAAACCACCACCUUCAAAAUGCUGACGGGCGACGAGAGCAUCACCUCGGGGGAUGCCUACGUGGAUGGCCACAGCAUUCUGGCCAACAUCAAAAAGGUCCAGCAGCGGAUCGGCUACUGCCCUCAGUUUGAUGCCCUGUUGGAUCACAUGACUGGACGGGAGACACUGAGCCUGUAUGCCCGGCUUCGGGGGAUUCCCGAGCGCUACAUCGGCAGCUGCGUGGAGAACAUGUUGCGAGGGCUGCUCUUGGAGCCCCACGCGGACAAGCUAGUGAGGUCCUACAGUGGUGGCAACAAGCGGAAGCUGAGCGCCGGCAUUGCCCUGAUCGGCGGGCCUCCUGUGAUCUUCAUGGAUGAGCCCUCCACCGGCAUGGACCCUGUGGCCCGGCGCCUGCUCUGGGAUGCUGUGACCAGGACACGGGAAUGUGGAAAAUCCAUCAUCAUCACCUCCCACAGCAUGGAAGAGUGCGAGGCCUUGUGCACCAGGCUGGCCAUCAUGGUGAACGGGCAGUUCAAAUGCCUAGGCAGCCCCCAGCACCUGAAGAGCAAGUUCGGCAGCGGAUACACCCUGCUAGCAAAAACCAGGGCCGAGGAGGAGGGCGACGUGCAGGUGUUCAAGGCCUUUGUGGAGAAGAUGUUUCCAGGGAGCGUCCUGAAGCACGAGCACCAAGGCAUGGUCCAUUAUCACUUGACCAACAAGAACCUCAGCUGGGCACAGGUCUUCGGGGCGCUGGAGAGAGCCAAAGAGAAGUUCCACGUGGAGGAUUAUUCAGUCAGCCAGAUCUCCCUGGAGCAGGUCUUCAUGAGCUUCACCCGCUUCCAGCACUGCACAGAGGAGCGAGGGAAAUGA
Messenger RNA from Emys orbicularis (European pond turtle), 5148 nucleotides. RefSeq names its product ATP binding cassette subfamily A member 3 (gene ABCA3). The coding region runs from base 25 to 5148 and encodes 1707 amino acids. The record is from RefSeq and is a predicted model, not a curated record. Gene Ontology annotation, cellular component: membrane; intracellular membrane-bounded organelle. NCBI's taxonomy places the organism in Eukaryota, Metazoa, Chordata, Testudines, Emydidae. The transcript is spliced from 30 exons. Gene Ontology annotation, molecular function: lipid carrier activity; ATP binding; ABC-type transporter activity. Gene Ontology annotation, biological process: transmembrane transport; lipid transport.